This is a messenger RNA of Lagenorhynchus albirostris (white-beaked dolphin), 363 nucleotides long. RefSeq names its product S100 calcium binding protein Z (gene S100Z). Gene Ontology annotation, cellular component: cytoplasm. The record is from RefSeq and is a predicted model, not a curated record. Lineage: Eukaryota; Metazoa; Chordata; Mammalia; Artiodactyla; Delphinidae. Gene Ontology annotation, molecular function: calcium ion binding. The transcript is spliced from 3 exons.
AUGCCGGGUGAUGGGAGCAGCUGGAUGACAGAGCUGGUCAAUACAGCAGGAGGAGCAGGUUUGGAGAUUGCCAUGGACACCAUGAUUAGAAUCUUCCGCUACUCCUGCAAGGAGGGGGACAGGUUCAAGAUCAACAAGGGGGAGCUGAAAAUGCUCCUGCAGCGACACCUCACAGAAUUCUUCUCGUGUCAAAAGGAUCCUGAGUUGGUUGAUAAGAUAAUGUAGGACCUGGAUGCCAAUAAGGACAACAAAGUGGAUUUUAAUGAAUUCGUGGUCACGGUGGCAGCUCUGACCAUUGCUUGUAAUGAUUACUUUGUAGAACAAUUGAAGAAGAAAGGAAAGACAAGUAGUAAGCUAAUCUAA